CCUCCAGGACAAUGAAACUGCUACUGCAGUGGGAUUCAAAUCCUACAAUGAUUUGAUGAUGGCUGGCCUUGUUACCUUGGCCGAGAAGUCUCCAAUCGGUCAAGGUUGUGGAGAGUCCUCUGUUGAUUUUACUGCUACACCUACACGUACACCUACAUCUGCAGAGCAUAGUAGAUUGGGAAGGGGAGGAGAUAUUCAAGAACACAAUGCCCUUCUGCGAACCUUGCGAUUAUCUGCUAUCAAUAAUAGUGAUUGGGAUAGUACUAGCAGUAGCAGAGACUCGCAAGACUCAAGCAGUGGGGGAACAUCCUCGUCUGGAUACUCAGUGAAUCUUAUGGACACUGGAUCUGGCUGUACUAGCCUCCCUGGCAAAGGUGCGGUGAUCAAGAAGUUCUUGAAUACUAAUGCCAGCCAACUAACGUUUCCCGGGCUAUUUUCCUUGCGUGAAACCCUCAAAGAAGGUGAUCUAUGUGUCUUCUUGCGCAACACUCACUUCUACACCAUGUUGAAGAAUGACAAUGCACUAUACACCCUAGUUACUGAUCAGGGCUACAUGGUUUGGAAAAAUUUGAUCCAGGAAUAUAUCGACAACAUCAACAGUUUAUCAAAAGAAGGCACGGAAGGCACGGAGAUUGAGUAAGAUUCCAAACUUUAUGAUCGUAU
Messenger RNA from Brassica oleracea var. oleracea, 663 nucleotides. RefSeq lists its product as uncharacterized. Gene Ontology annotation, molecular function: cysteine-type carboxypeptidase activity; K48-linked deubiquitinase activity; cysteine-type deubiquitinase activity. Gene Ontology annotation, cellular component: cytosol; cell periphery. The transcript is spliced from 5 exons. Gene Ontology annotation, biological process: protein K48-linked deubiquitination. Bases 56 to 640 code for a protein of 194 amino acids. The record is from RefSeq and is a predicted model, not a curated record. Lineage: Eukaryota; Viridiplantae; Streptophyta; Magnoliopsida; Brassicales; Brassicaceae.